This is a messenger RNA of Monodelphis domestica (gray short-tailed opossum), 7493 nucleotides long. RefSeq names its product transmembrane protein 71 (gene TMEM71). The record is from RefSeq and is a predicted model, not a curated record. NCBI's taxonomy places the organism in Eukaryota, Metazoa, Chordata, Mammalia, Didelphimorphia, Didelphidae.
AAUGCUUGUGAUGUGAGCCCUGACAGGAAAUGUGACCUCAUUCUGUCUCUCUGCCUUGUGAUUGCGUAGUUUUUGAAAGAAAACAAGCGGGGUCAGAGAACUCUCUUUCCUUUCCCAAGACCUUCAAGCUGUUCUGUCCGAGGAAGCGACUGAGGGAACAAUGUUACAGACCCAAGAGAAGCUUUUGGGGAAAGGAAAGCUCUAGUCAGAGAAACAGCCAGUUCUAGGAUUUCUUCCCUGACAGUCAGAUCUGGAAAGUUUUGAAUGCAGUCAAUCUCUUGUCACUCUCAGUGGAAAGAAGACCUUCGGGAUCCCCUUCAGCCUUACAACACAAUCUGCGAAGUUUGUACAAGUGGCCUUCCCAGCAUGUACCGAAUCUCUCAACUCACAUCCACACCAGUAGCAAGUUCUCCUGGUCUGGAAAGAGAAUCAAGUGGAACUUUUUCACACAGAUGCAUUUUUCCAAGAUAUACUUAUACUUUUCUGGAUGGUGACCCGCCAGUGGAAUGCUGUUCCACAAAUCCUUUGACAGGUUCCCAUUCCAUUUGCCGCCGAAGCCCCCGACUCCUCACCAAUGGCUAUUACAUUUUGACAGAAGACAGCUUUCUUUCUGAUGAAGACGGCAACAUAACUCUCAGUCCCACUCAGACUAGUGUCAUAUACAAAGAGAAUUUGGUGAGAGUAUUCAGGAAAAAAAAGAAGAUUCGACGUUCUCUCUCUGACCUGUUCAAUCUCAGUGCCUCUAACCCUUGGCUUAGUCAUGGUGUCUUUAAUGAUAUGGACUCAUCCCCAGGAGAAGAUGUCUUUAUUCAAGGAGCCAGUAACCUUGAGGAUGUUUAUCAGUUCUACAAGGAUGGUAGUCAAGGCCAUUCUGAAUUUUCUCCUGCAUCCCAACCAUGGUUGUCAGAAAAACAAACUCCAGAAUCUGCAGAAGUCUCAUCGUCCAUCAAUGUAGUUCUUCAGCAUUCUAGAGAGAAUCUCUGUGUUGUGCCUUCUCAGUCCCAGCUAAUUAUUCCAGAUCAUUUCCAAGAGGAAAUUUUACAUCAUUCAAAGUCCAGUACAUUUCGAGAGGUCUUUUUUCCAGUAAUCGUGUUCACAACAUGUUUAAUCAUUUCAGCAUGCACGAGAUGCUCUCCAGGAGGAUUAAUCACUGCCAUUUUGACAUUUUCAUUGAUGUUCAUCAUAAUUUAUCUUAUCAAGUCAUUGCUUCCCAGCCCUGUCAGAUUUUUCAAAACUACUGACCCAGAAUGAUUUGCCAAAGAAUGAAAAUAAUUCUGACACUUCCAGAGUGGCUUUCUGGGAUCUGAACCUUAAGAAAUGGGCAGAAUUACAAUUAAUUCUUAUUUUCCCACACUAAUAGAGUGAAAUACCAGCAUGGAUAGUCCCUUAAUUCACUUAUAUUUGGCUAUAUGAUUUUUAAAAAUCAGUAGUUCAUUUUCCUAAGAAUUAGUAUAGGACAAAAUGUAAUUUUUUUAAUCUUUUUUUUAACAUACACAUUGAGUGUAGUGAAAAGAAAGGGGUUCAUAAAUAGGAAAUAUGUUGUACCCAGAAAAGGCAAUAAGAAGACAGUUUGGGAUUUAAAGUGCCUUCUGUGAACUUCAACUUCAGCAAUAUUUAAAAGUAACUACUAUGUGCAAAGCAAUAUGCUAGGUAUUAGAAGUCAUUCAAAUGUUAAAUUAAACAUGGUCUUGCCCCUAUGGGGUUCACAGUCUAGUAGAGGACUGCAACAUAUACGCACAUGGGGGAGUUAGGUUUUGAUUAGUCCCUGUCCCUUCCUCACAAAGUGACAAGUUGUUACAAGUUCUUAAAAUAACUAUAUGGACUAUGUAUCCUUGUCCUGUCUAUGUUCCAAUUCCUUUAUGAUGUGAAAACUUUUCUCUGAUGGAAUUAAGCCAGAGCAACCUCAUUGAAAGAGCAAAAAUUAGAUAGCAUCUUUGCAGAGCUUUAAAUAACUAAGCUCAGUGAACAGUUGGAAGGAGUGUAGAUUUGGGAGCACUUUGUGAUAAUUCUUGCAGGGUGGAUGGGCAGAAGGGAUUUCUUUCUACUCCCUGUCACUGAUUAGGGUAUAUAGAAGCAGGGUGGGAGACACUCUACCAGUUCAAAAAUGGAUGGUUCAAGAGAGCAGGAAUACUUUCCAGACUGAAGCAGAUACACCAAGGCAAUCAACUAAGGAAGGAAAACAACUUUGGGGAAUGACUGCAAAGAUGAGCAAUAGACUCUUUUAACCCAACUAAGCAAACUGUCCUAUAGAGAAACUAUACCCAAUGGGAUCUGCAAGAGGACAUGAUGAAGAGAGGACUCCCAGCCUCUACAAAAUCAGGAGUUGUGGAUCACCUUUGCUACAUGUAUAUUUUUUAUAUGUGUCUCAAUACCUCUGUGCUUAAAGUUUUAGCACACUUGCCAUGAACAUUGCCAUGGGGAGAGUGUGCCCCAGGAAUAGAGGAAAAUGUUUUAUAUUUACUGUUUUUACUUUGUAAUCUUAGCACAUAAAUGUCUUUGCUAAGAGUUAAAUGUAUCUCCUGGCUGAGUGUUAAUGGGAAUCACUGGUAGGGACUCAUGAGCCAUAAUUUAGGAAGAAUCAUCCCACAGGAUAUACUCUUGAAACCUGAGAAGUCUUCCACUUUGUGGUCCAUCUGUAUAUUUGUGAGUCCUAAACUGGGGAGAGUAGCCCAGAGGAAGUAUUAUAUACAAAUUACUAUGAUGCGAAGAAAUAAGUACACAAAGCUAACUCCUGUGUGAGGACUGAUAGGGACAAGGGUUAGCACUGGCUAGCAACAUCAGAAUAGGCUUCAUGAACUUCAUGGUAUCUGAGCUGAGAAUGUCAAUAAGUAGAGUUGGGAUGGAGGGGGAUGGAAUUCUUAGUAUAGGAUAAACAUGAACAGAGGUCCACUUAUUAUGAAUGGAGGAUGAUAAGUAGUCUAGUUUAACUGAAACAUAGCACAUCUAGAACAAAAUAGUGUGAAACAGAACUGAAUAUAAAGUUAAGCAGUUUAAAUUUUACUAGGUAAGUAAUGGGAAGUCAUUUAAACAUUUUGGGUAAGAGAAUGACCCAGGCAUCUUUGAGUAAAAAGGGACAGAUUUAUAAAGAGUUGACAACUUGGAGCAAAGAGAAUAUAAAAGUGAAGAAAAGGAUUAGGAGGUUUUUAAAUAACUCCAGGAGGAUAGGAAUAAAGGGAAGGAGAGAAUUUGAGAUUGGAGGAGUUAAUAGAUGGCUGAUUCUCCAAGUAAAUAACUGAAUUGCUCUGUAGAUCUUUGGCUUUCAAGAGAUUACACAAAAGCAUUCUUAUCGAAAUCGUGUGUGGUCAAUGUAUAUAUGCAUUUGUACAAUGGUUUUAUAUGAUCCCUUUUUAUUCUAAAUGCUCAUAUAUUUCAGGAUAAGAUGUUGAAAUGUUUAGCCCUCAGUGUGGCACACUGGAACUUCUGGAUUAUCUGGUUCAAUAUCUGGGUUCAAUAUCUGGGUUCAAGUUUCAUGUCUGAUACUACUUGUGUAACCUUAGGCAAAUCUUUUAAGUUUCCUGGGCUUCAGUUUCCUCAUCUGUAAAAAUGAGUGUGUUGGACUAGAUGGUUUAUGAAAUUUCUUUCAUCUCUAGAACUAUGCUGCUAUUAUCAACCAAUUUCUAAGUCUUUUAUUUUAGGGGUCUCAGUAACUUUUGCUGAGGCAUUCUCAUCCUACCUUGGACAGGUUAUACAAAGGUAAACAUCCAGGGCCAAAGCUUUAAUGGAUAUUUCAGGAAUGGCAGGGGAUGGGAAGAUGGAGAAAGAGCAACCAAAGGGAGUCGGAUCUGAUUUGCCAUGCCACAAGGACCCCAAAUGAGAAUGUGUGCCAGGUUAGUAUGCUAAGGUCAAUAUGCCUUUUAGGUGCUCAGGAAUACAAGAACCCAACCCUGACAUGAACUAAAGACGAAGAGCCAGAUAUAGAGAAGGGUACAGUCCUUACUGAAAGACCACUUUGGGCAUACUCACUGUACCCUCUGAAGGUCUGCCUUUUUUUUUUUUUACAGUAAAUUCAUGUGUUCCAUCUACUUUUCCUACAGCUUCUUUCAAGAAUGAGGUCAUCACUGCACUAUUUCUCACACACAGUCACUACCAAAUAUGCAUACAGUGGAAAGGGUGAUAAUUUUGAAGUAAGAAGACCAGGGGCUUAAAUCCUGACUGUAUUGAAUACUACCUUUUUGACUCUGGGAAAUGCAAUUGCCUCUGUGCAUCAGUUCUUCCUCUUUAAAAUGAGGAUUUUACAUUAGUAAGAAAUUCUCAACCAUUUCAGUGCCAUACCUUUAAGGGGUUAGUGAAGCCCAGGGAUCUCCCUUUCAGAUAAUGUCUUUUAAUUCAUAAAAUAAAAUGUAUAAGAUAAUAGUGUAGGUUUUUUUAAUUAUCAAGAUGUAAUUAUUUUUUCCCAUCCAAGUUUUUGGACCCUGUGAAAUCUUGACACAGGCUUCAGGUUAAUAAUCCCUAGACUAAAUGAUCUCUAAAUUUUCUUCAAGUUCUAGGAUCCUAUGCCUGGGGUAGAAGGGAUCCAGGAAUGGGGAUCAAGGAAGGAUAAACAAGAGAGAUACAAGUGGAUGAAAUUUAUGAGAAAUCGAUCAUGUAUAAGAAAGUGAGAGAUUACCCAUAAGUGCAUCUGCCUUUCUAGACCCUUCUCUGAUGACUCCUUUGGUUUAUCUAGACAGGGCUAUUCUCUAGUUCUCUGUAAUUAUCCCCCUGGACCCAAUUGUGGGUCUAUUUGUUUUCUCCUUGGUUUGUUCAAGUGUGAAAUAAGAACCUCUCCAACUCAUUGGCAUGCUACAUACUGAACCUCCUCAACCUAAAAUGGGCAGGAAAAGCAGUCCAUGUUGCCCCCCAUUAAACUCUUGUGUUUUAAUAAAUGUCAUUGCUCCUUGCCCCUCCUCUCUUCCUUCCCCACUAAGCAACCCUUUGCUUUUGGGAAUAGAUAUACAGUCUGAAUGCUCUCUCUUUUCCCUGCCUGGGGGCAGGCCCUGCCACUGGACAGGCAAAGUCAAUUUUCCUCGCUGCAGUAUUGGCACUUCUAAAGUUGGCUGGCAACAGCUGCCAUGUGACUUUGUCCUCAUGUGGCCUCUCCAGAAUUUGGUUUCUAUCCUUUCCCAUCUCCUCUUGGCUGGCUCCACUUCCCAAUUCACAAAGGGCCAGAAGGUGAGCAGCCUGGAUGGCAGGUGGGCACAGGACUGGUUUUGUUCUUCUAGUCUGGUUCAAGUUUACCCAGGGCAGGGUUCAGUGGGGAGAAUAAAUGAUCUUUUAUUGGCAGUUUCUACAUAAGUUUCAACAUCAAGCUGAAGGUGGACCGAGUAAUAAUUAUGGUGUUUUCCUGCUUUGCUUAAAAUUCCACAGGGAGCCCCUACAAUAGAGACAAUGCACAUGCUUUGAACAGCUGUUAUUUGUGGAUGCCUGGAGGACAUUUUCUCAAUCUUUUGAUGCCGAUACAAGAAAACAGCCACAUUUUCCCUGGCUUCACUUUGGGGAAUGUUAGUUACUUCAGCUGAAGCCAGCACUAGAAAGGGUUGUAUCUUCUUUUUACACAGUAAGGCCAGACUCCUUAAUACAAACAGCAUCCUAUGCAUUUGGAACCAGUGACAAUUUGGUCAAGGAUUAGACUGAAGUCUCCCAUUGCCCUUCUAAGGAAAAAAAGAGUCUGCUAAUCCUAUGUGAACAUGAUUGCAAAGAGCCUGGGUAAAUGAAUUCAUGAGUUUACCCAGGAAGCAUUUGUUGUUUAUGCAAAUGAUAAUGAUCCAUUGAACUAUUACCAGAAGACUGUGGAACCAGAAAAAAAUAGAGAAUGGAUUUUGAGAUCACUGAACCUCCUUCUGUAAAUGGGAGGAUGUUAUUCCUAGGGUGCUUUACUUGUUACAAAGAGCCUUUCUCUUACUCAUCACCUAAGGUGAGUCUAGCCAAUCUAACCAUAUUUUUCAGAUGAAGAAACUCAGCCACAGAGUGGUGAAUUAUUUGCCUCUAUUAAGAUACACAGUAAGAAAUUGUUAGCGGGGCUACUAAAAGAAGAGAAAAAUCUCAGAUUUUAUUCAAUUUGAGAUUAUUACACCCUGUUGAGGUGCAGGAAUUCCAAGGUUAAAUAAUAACUGAUUAGCAUUUUAUAAGCAUUUUGAGGUUUGCACUACACUUUUUAUAUGUUAUUUCUUUUGAUCCUCAGGACAACUUUGUGAAGUAGAUACCAUUUUUAUCCUCAUUUUACAAAUUUAGAACCUGAAGCAAAGCAAUUUCCCCAGGGUCUCAUAACUACUAAGUGCCUGAGACAGGAUUUGAACUAACAUCUUCCUGACUCCAAGUACAGUAUUCUAUCUACUGCAUCACCUUUAGCUGAACCAUGCAAAAUGACUGAACAGUGUUACUCAGUAAGAGAUAUUUAUUUAAGGGGGCAAGAUGAACUGAAUAAAGGCUAUAGAGGAAUUCCUACCUCAGUAAUGAAUGUACCAAAAUAGCAUAAAAUGAACUACUAAGCACAUAGAACAUCAGCUGAAAAACAUACAAAUUUAUCAAUAAAGACUUCUGUAUAAUAAACACAGAAUCUUUAACAAUAAUCCCAGAAAUUUGUGGCACACAAUUAUUUGUGGGGGAAAUGAUUGCCAUUUAACAUACAUGAUCAUAUAUUGACAUGGACUGUCCUAUCAGAGACUAAGAAAACAUAUCAGAAGAGGGUCAAACCUUCACUACUUUGCCAGUCCUGGAAGAGAGGUGAUUCCUAGAGGAGAAGAGAGGAGACUGGCAAAGGGAGAGGAGAGGAAAGGAAGGGAGAGGAGAGGAGAGUGGAGGGAAAAGGAGGGAAGAAAAGAGUUGGAGGGGAAAGGAAAGGAGUGGAGGGGAAAGGAGAGGAGAGCAGAGAAGAGGAGAGAAGAGGGGAAUCAGAGAGAUUAAAUGUGGUGUUGCCAAACUACUCCAUCAGUGUGAGACAAGUACCUAUUUACACUCGACUAACAAGAAGAUAAUUUAGGAUAAGAGAAGUCCAAGAUCUAUUAAGUGAACUGAUAGCCAUCUCUCCCAAUCUGAUCCCCAUAAAAUCAAAAGAAUCCUAUUUCAUUGGACAAUAGAAAGUCAUUUCCUCUAUCCAUGGUUUGGAGAAGAAUGCUUCUGUAUUGUUAAGCUAGAUGGGGGAAAGGGUAGGUUAUUCUAUUUUUUUCUCCCAUUCAAACAAAAAAAACUAGUAUUAGUAAUGACAAGUAUUAACAAUGACACUGUAGGGAUGGUUGGAGAUAAAGACAGUGUGCUAUGAUCUUAUGAGGGAAUGGGGAGCUGGGCUCUGGCCCAGUUCUUCUAAGUCUAAAUCCAGAGAUUUUUGACCAUAUCAUCUUGCCAUUGGAAUAAUAUACUGCAAUAUUGGAUUAUAAAUACAUGUACUAUAUCAAUGUGUAAAUAUGUACUUGAAAUAGUGUUAAGUUAAAAGAAUAAUGUAAUAGUACAUACAUAAUAAACACAACUGUAUCAAACAAUUCAUGAACAUUAAUAAAGGUGGAAGAAAUUUUGGAGUGACA